CUGCUUUCUGGCGCACGCUCGCUCCUUGACGACGAGAUCAACUGAGGUGAUGACUUUGCUGUUGGCAAUGGUGGAUUAUCAAAUGGUAUUCGCUGGCAGCAAUGGCUGUUAAAAAAUGACUGAAUGUGAACCAAGGAUCAUUGAUGUGGAUGAUCCAAUUAACUUCACUGGUAUUUUCUCUGAAGAAAGUGAGCAUAUGUCGAUAUCUUCAGAUAGCUUGUCUUCUUCUAUCCUAAGCUCUGAUGGGUCGCAAGAUGUUACGCGGUGCGAUAGCUUUAGACUCUCACUGCAAAGUCAAUUCUCCUCAAUGCCAUUGUCGACAAUCCCCCUUGUUUCUUUAGACAAGGGAGAUAUUUCUGAGGGAAAAUAUGAGGAGGGACUACAAGCAGGUGUCGUCGGAGAUGAAGGGAAAGAGAUUUCAGUUGCCUGUCAAGAGGGUUGCAAUUGUUACCAAAUUGAGAAUUCAGUGGGCAGCAGUAUAAGUUCAGAUACAUCAUCAUGGGAUUUUGAAAGAAUUGACAUUUGCAUAUCUUCGUUGAAUCUGGAGAGGGAGGAUUCUGAGUUUGUACAGGGUGGAGAAACAGCACUCGACAUCUUUGAUUCUGUUCUUCUCAGCCCUUCUUUCAGCGCCUUAAGUGCUGUGAGAGACUUUAAAACUUGGCCGUCGAGUAGACCCUUAGCAUCUGUUGGUCAAGAGGAUGAAGUCAGUUCGACAAGUACUGAUUCAGAUGAACCACUUUUUUGGCCACUCGAUCACAGCUUGUACUACUUCCUGGACUUUGAGAAGUUCCUAUGCCCAUCUCCCUGUGGCAAGGAAGAUAAAAAUGUCACGACUGCAAGAAUUCCCUUGUCAAAGCUGGCUAAGUUGGGAAUCCAUCAGAACAGUCCACAAGCCAACAAGAAGGAUGAUCGAGGAUUUAGAAGAAGGAUCCCACUGAAUUCUGCUACUAAAUGUGAUUCAAAAGUUCGGGGCAAUGGAGCUCCAAAGACUACUUCGAUGCCGUCUAUGUUAAGCAUAUCUACAAGAACUACUUCUCCUCGUCAUCCUUGCAAUAUCUCCAAGAGAAGAGGAAAGCCUCAGUUGAAGAUAGACGUGGCAAGGGAAGAAGACUAUGAUAGUAGUGAACCAGUGAAUCUACUUUCAAAGGAAGCUGAGCUAUUUGAUUGCAUGUUGGAAAGGGGAUCAAUUGAAGACUUAAUUGGUUUAAACGAGUUCGACGGCCAUGAAGGGAUUGAUGCUAAUCUUGGGGAACAACUUACACUUCUUUUAUCUCCUUGCGGAGGCCUAAUUCCGCUGGACGCUGAGUUCAUCAAAGGGCGGUAGGGGUCAUAAGUAGCAAGCUUGAACAUUGCCAUUGUUUAGAUCAUAUAAGAACUGCCAUGCAACAUAAUAAGGGAAAGUUCAACCAAGUUGUCGAUAUUCAGUAUUAAUCUCAAGCUUGAAUUGUUCCCUGAACACAGAAAGAAUCUUUAAGUGUCAUGGUUUGAGGAGGAUGCAGGGAAUGGUACUCAGUUAACUUAGUUCCUCAAAAGCAUUGCUGUAUCUGAAGGGCUAUAAAUUGUAUUCAUAAUAUCGACAAACUUAUGUAAAAUUCUCGGCUAAACGAUGAGAUCGAUCAGUAUUUGGCACCUGCUGAACUAAAAGUAGUGCUCAAAGUGAACUUACCUGUAAUAUUGUGUCCCAAGAGAGUUUGAA
Molecule: messenger RNA, 1696 nt
Organism: Zingiber officinale
Lineage: Eukaryota; Viridiplantae; Streptophyta; Magnoliopsida; Zingiberales; Zingiberaceae
Exons: 2
Coding region: 116-1324 (402 amino acids)
Source: RefSeq, a predicted model, not a curated record